CAUUUGUGAUGUCUGUCAUUAUUCAUGAACAGAAUUGAAAUAAAAAUUGUGUUGUUUCAUUAAUGUGGCUAAUGCGUUGAUUGAACAAAAGCUAAAACAAUCUUAACUUUUUCGUCAAAGAGUUCUAAAUCUUAAGAAUGUCUCUUAAUACGGCUCACGCCGAUCAUGGAGUGUUAAUUCAUGCCGGAGAGUGCAUCAUCCUCUAUUCUGACAAUGUGAUUGUUGAUUUCUAUGGGAAUGAUACACCUGAAUUCAAGGGUACAAAGAAUGGCCGUAUGUACCUCACAACUCAUCGAAUGAUAUACAAUUCGAAAGUUAACUCCGAUCCAAUCAGAUCCUUCAGUUUCCCAUUUAUUGCUCUACAAGAUGUAACAGUAGAGCAACCAAUGUUUGCAGCAAAUUACAUAAAGGGAAAAGUUCGCGCCCAACCAAACGGUAACUUUAUUGGUGAAGUGAAGUUCAAACUCACCUUCAAGGCAGGAGGCGCUAUAGAGUUCGGUCAAGCUAUGUUGAAAGCAGCUCAUCUUGCUUCUCGACACAACGCGCCAGGCGCGUCGCCGCCGCCGUACACGCCGCCGACCGGCCCGUGGUACGCCGCCCCGCCGCCGGCGUACGCGCCGCCGCCGCAGGGCUACUACGGCUGGGUGCCGCCUUACACAGCUUUCCCGGAUCAGCCGCCACCAAACUCCGUGUUCGUGUCGAACAACCCGCCGCCGUACCCGGGCGUGGCGGGCGCGGCGUACCCGCCCGGCGCGGGCUUCUCCGGCACCGGCGGGCCGCCAUCAGGUGGGGGGUUCGCCGGCGCGCCGCCCGGCUAUCCCGGCAAUCCUAGUGCUCCGCCGCCCGGGUAUCCCGGUGGCUUCGCGGCACCCGGAUAUCCGGGUGGCCCUGGUGGCUUUGCCUCGCCAGGAGCCACGGCCGGCAUGUCUUCGAGGGAUGCUAAAGCUGCCGAGGCGGCCCAAAGCGCGUAUUACGACCCUAACCGACCGCAGACCGCUUAUGUGCCGCCGCCGUACAACGAUCAGCCACCGAGCUAUCAAGAAUCUACGUCAAAGAAAGAAAACUAAUGCACUGCCCCCACUAUCACAUGUCUACUAAAGAUCAAGCUGAAGUCGAUAAAUGCGAAAUAAUGCAUUAAAGGUCUGAUGGCAUUAUUAUAUUCAGCUACACACGUGUAUAGUACACAGUGUGUAUCUUUCUCUGUAACACUAGCAUAAAAAUCGUACUACAUUCCAGCAAUAUAAAUGUGCAGCACGAUUGUUUGGUGCUUUUUCCUACAAAUUGAUAAAUAUAAAUUAUCUAAAUAAUACCUAUAUUAUUAUAGUUGCUGAAGAUGUUAUUAGCAAGUAAUGGUUUGCAAAUAUAAUGUAAAUUUGUACGUAAAUUGUAUAUAGAAAUUAGAGAGACCUGAUAAUAAUCUAUUAUCUUGUUUUGUUUUCUUAUCAUCGUCAAAAUAUUAGCUGACGGAGAAUAUAAUAAUCUUCGAACGUUGUUCCCCAGCCAGUACGUUUUUGGGCUAUUUUAUAACAAUGGCUAAUAGGUAGAAUUUAUUUUAGUCCCCGUAAAAUCCUCUAGCCUGGAUUUCGGAAGAGGGCUGCUAAUAAAUGAUAAUAAUGUUGUAUUGUAGACGAAAAAUAAUAACCCAUUUUAGUUUUGUAUGAAAAUAGAGAAGUGCAACUCUUCCAACGUAUCACAUCAUGGCCUGAUAUAAUUGAGUAAUUUCGGACAGUCAAAAUUACAAUAGCUUUAUUUAACAUUAUGCGAUAAAAUAUGAGUAUUAUAAAUUAUUGUAUUUUAUGUCUACAUUAUCGGGUCGUAAUUUGAAGAUGGGUUUUAACCCCCAACGGAAAAAGAGAGGGGUGUUAAUAAAGUAUUUUGAUUAUGCUUCGCCCAAAAUUAUUAUACUA
Messenger RNA from Ostrinia furnacalis (Asian corn borer), 1907 nucleotides. It is a transcript of the gene Wbp2, whose product is annotated as WW domain binding protein 2. The transcript is spliced from 7 exons. NCBI's taxonomy places the organism in Eukaryota, Metazoa, Arthropoda, Insecta, Lepidoptera, Crambidae. Gene Ontology annotation, cellular component: nucleus. Gene Ontology annotation, molecular function: chromatin DNA binding; transcription coactivator activity. Gene Ontology annotation, biological process: positive regulation of DNA-templated transcription. The record is from RefSeq and is a predicted model, not a curated record. Bases 138 to 1067 code for a protein of 309 amino acids.